UUUUUUCAGGUUUAUAACCAUAAAGAGUAUGAAAGAAAAGAUCUUUGUUAUGAGAAAGGGAAAAUUGUAGCCUCAACGACCAGUGUUCGACUGCAUCUGUAAGUUUUCCCUUAGUUGAGUUGGGCUUCCUGUGUCAUGUUGAAUGGAAGAAGACUGGGCUUUUUAAAAAAACAGAAACAAAAAUGGCGGACAGUUCAUGGACAUUUUUUGAUCUUCCUCACGAAGACAUAAUAUUUGACAAGAUAUUUUCCUGGCUUUGUAUGGACGAGAUAUUCAAAUGUCGAAGAGUCUGUAAAUCUUUCAAAAAUCUCUGUCAAUGGUUCUUUCAAURCAAUACUAUCAUGGACAUCAACGAUGUGACAUCUAAAGCCGAUUUCAAUUCAGAUGUGUUGGAACGCCUCACUAAAUAUAAUUGUUCUCUUCAAGCAUUAAUUCUGAGAAAUCCAAAGUUUUUUCUAGAAGACAGUGUUGUUGUUUCCAUUCUAAGACGAAAUCCUAAUUUACAACGGCUUGAUUUGUGUGGCUGUCGUGUGUUGACAAGCGUUGUCAUUUCAAAACUUGCAGUUUUCUGUCCUCAAUUACGAGAGCUGAAUCUUUUUGAUUGUCUUUGGGUCUCUCCUAAAUCGCUCAUUGAAGUAUUUGAAAACUGCAUUGACUUAGAGAAGGUAGAUUUGACUCGAUGUUUCAGAAUGAACGUGGAGUGCAUCACAAGUCUAACCCAGAAUUGUACAAAACUAAAAUCGUUGAGACUGAAUCAGUUUUUGGGCUUACUGGAUCAAGACGUAGAGCUUAUAGCUAGYAAAUGCCUUUGUCUGACACACAUAGGACUGGGUGGGUGCAUUAUGUUGACAGAUUUAUGUCUCCACAUGCUUGUCUCCAAUUGUUUGAAUUUGAAAUAUGUUGAGGUAAAUAGUUGUAAUGGCAUGACAAAAGAUGGCAUYUUGUUCUUGUGGGCAAAUGGCAUUGACACAGAUGUUAACAGGGAAUUUGUUGAGAGRUCAAAGUUUUGGUCCAGAUAAGCUUGGUCGCAAAGGCUUAUUCCAAUAGUUGAGCAUUUUCUCCUCUUUCCUCAUAUCUGCAAGAAUAUAUGGCACUUUUAUGAUAAAAGCAAGAAGAGCAUUAACCUUGCAAUGAUAAAAAUAUUCUUUUACAACCACAAACAAUUAUUUACAGGUUUCUUCCAUUGCUUGUAACUUGUCCCCAAUGACAAUAUGACCAUUACAAAGGAAACCAGAAGGAUGAGCAGUAGUAUAGCAAGAUCAACAGCUGUUUCACUGCGAUUUAAAAUCAUGAUGGCUAUUCUUUUAUGAUAGUGCAGUUAACUAGCAUCCAUGGAAUUUGCAUUUAAGAAAAGCUCUGUAUUAUAAAAUGAUCUCAAGUAUUGCUAUGGUUACUGUAGGUUUUAUUAUGAGGAUGAUUCUAGACAAAGUUGGGGGAUUUGAAGAGACUGUCUUUUGAAAUGCACACCACAAUGGUUACCAUAGCUACUGGAGUACUUAUUUUAUGAUUUUAAAAGUCAUCAUGGCUAUUAAAUUGAUAUACAGUAAACACCUGAAAAUAAGAACCUAAUGGAUUAAGAACCUCUUGGCAGAAAUUAUUUGCCAUUCUAAUAAAAUUGACCCCUUAAAUAAGACGAAGGAUUAAUGUCCGAAACGUCAGUAAGUUAUUCCACAUACUUUUUUACGGUGUUAAAUUUAUCUUUUUACAUAACUGUAUCUUUUUACAUAACUGUUUCUUUAGAAACACCGACGCAGCUCACUACUAGUUUACCGCUAGUUCCCACCCUUAAAUAAGAACCUCUUUAACCAAAUAUUAUCUAGCAGGUUCUUAUAAUAUGGGUUAGAGCUAAGUUACAGGAUAAACAAACUAUAACAUACUCAAUUUGAAGAUUGCUGAAUAUUACUGAACUAAUCUUUACAGUUGGUUGAGUUCAUUAUUUACUUGUACAGUAGUUGAAAGUUGCAGUUAUACAUGAUAUUAUAGUAUUACAUAUAAUUUUAGCCCAUAUUGAGCUUAUACAGCCUUUUGCACAAAUUAUGAGACAUUUUU
Molecule: messenger RNA, 2049 nt
Organism: Exaiptasia diaphana
Lineage: Eukaryota; Metazoa; Cnidaria; Anthozoa; Actiniaria; Aiptasiidae
Product: F-box/LRR-repeat protein 15-like
Exons: 1
Coding region: 183-1019 (278 amino acids)
Biological process (GO): SCF-dependent proteasomal ubiquitin-dependent protein catabolic process
Cellular component (GO): SCF ubiquitin ligase complex
Molecular function (GO): protein binding
Source: RefSeq, a predicted model, not a curated record